Molecule: messenger RNA, 7201 nt
Organism: Alosa sapidissima (American shad)
Lineage: Eukaryota; Metazoa; Chordata; Actinopteri; Clupeiformes; Clupeidae
Gene: pappa2
Product: pappalysin 2
Exons: 23
Coding region: 1438-6762 (1774 amino acids)
Molecular function (GO): metallopeptidase activity
Source: RefSeq, a predicted model, not a curated record
GCUACAGGAGGGGAGCAAGGUUUUCUCACAAAUGUCUGAGCAGGGGCAGGGUUUGUGAUGUCAGUCGAGAGGAAACAGAUAAAACGUUUAGCGCGUUAGUUUGAUCUUCAAAAAAUCUAAAGCGCAGCAGGACUUGCAGCACAACGGCGUGGGCAAGAAUGGGAGCUCAGAGACAUGAACAUGCAAGAGGAGUUUACGCACACUUGAAGGUGAUUUGAAAAACACUUUUUUCACGGACACAGCUCUAUAUUUUGGAUGCUACCUGAAUUACGUAGAAUAAUUAUUCGUCUGUCAGUCCUUUCAGGUUGGCUACUUCUUAUUUUAAGAUCAGAUUCCUCAGCAUUGCUUUGAUAUUUGGCAGUGGGCACUGGUGCUGAUACGGCAGGACUUCUUCCUUUGACAGACUUUAGGCUAAUUACCCACCUGAAUCUUUCACCUAGCUUGCUUGAUAACAAUUUAGCCCAAACAUACACGUAGAAUGUAGACUUUCAUUUAUAGGUUGCCACAUCAAGGCGGUUCCAUACUUUAAUUGUGGGAGAGAAGCAAAGUGCGCUCGACUGAGCAAGACCUCAAAUAAUCUCAGCUGUGAGACACGGGAAAUGUUUCUCGCUGAUUAAUCAAUAUAUCUAUUACAUUUCAGAAUGGAACAUAACAGUAAAAUGGGUUAUGUUUACACAUAGACUAUGUCAAUUUGUAGCAAAUACGUGCGUAAUUCUUAUUUUACAGUGAAUAGGAUAACGUUUGUUGGCUACAUUGGCCAGAUUCGCAAAACGCUCAGCGUUCGAAUUCCUUGAACUGCCAUGUUAUAGAUUAGUUUGACUCAUAGGUAUGCAAAGCAGUAUUAGAGAUGCAGGAGUGAAUACUACAAUGAUGAGUCGAUAGUGACCCACCUUUGCAGACUGUUCUCAAUUCACUGGGACUUACAAGUGAAAAUCCAGUAGCUUAAGAGAGGAGGGGACGUCCUGAAUUAGCCUACUAAACCACACUUUAUGUCCCCAAGGAUACUAAGUUGUUGAUCAGAAGCAAGACGUCAAGGUGGUUCCCUGAGACUUGUCCCCCCCCCUUAACUCACUAGCCUAUAUUGCACUGAUUUUCUUCUUUGCCUACUGUCUGGUAAACCGGCGUGUUAGGCGCUCAAAGCUGCUUUAUUCUCACGUGUCAAAACAGAUUUAUGGAGCUGAAUCCCUCAAGACAGCAAAUUGGCUUCUUACGUUUAAGUUUAAACUUUGUUUUUUCCAGAUACAUACGGAUUUUUAUGUUACAUAUUUGGAGUAAUAAGUGGCCAGUAUCGACGUAAUGCAUGAGUGUGAUCUGCUCAAUUAACUCGCACUGGGCUGCUUGUUUGUGCUGCUCUCUCUUUCUCUCCCUCUCUCAUUCCUGAAAACCUGAGCUCAUAACUUAAUUUGUUAUCAUAUUUAACUCUUCAUAGAAAUUGAAAUGAUGUUCGUCAGACUACUGGUUAUUAUUUUUGUUGUAGUUAAUUCAUGGCUGCUAAAAUCCGCUCAAUCAGAUCAUAUUCAAAAGUACAAACAGAUUCUUGCUCAGAGAGCAGACAGGGAACACGCUGCCAUAGCAAGUGAACAGUGCGGUUCAGUCAGCCGCAAAAGGCUGGCUCGAGCACCGGCCCAAUACUACCCCCCAACGGCUUUACCUGGGAGACGCACACGACUGAAAGACAUAUAUCAUGAGGCAACUCGAGCUGGACAGUCUUGCGCAGGUGCUUGCACUCCCGAUAGCAGCAUUAGUGCAGGGAAAUUAAACAACGUUUGGGAUGCCCGUGGAGAGGGGUUCAAAGAGAACCAAGUGGGAUCAUUGCGGAUAGACAGAUUGGAUACAAUCUCAGAGACACAGAGAGUUUCGACCUCCUCUCCCCAAAGUUCUGACAUGAGAAGCCCCAGUCCCAUGAAUUCCUACAGGGCACAGUUAUCAGACAAACACCAGCAGCACUCUCCUGAGAAGUUUGCUCUGAGGGGCAGGCAGAGGCGCAUGACUGACAGCCCCUCUCCACCACCACAAAGGCACAGGCGCAGCCCUGUCCAACCACAUGUCGGACUCCUGGACAUUUUCGACCAAAAGAUGGGCUUCGCCCAGGAUGUGCACAGUGACCACUCCAGCGACUACUCAGCUGAGAGCGAGGACUACUCUGGGGAGCAGGAGGGGCAGUCCAGCCCAGUGAAUGAGCCAUGGGGCCGGAGUGCUCGGGAGAUCCCACCUCAGUGGAUGACCAUGCUGUACUUUGGUGGAAGAAAAGAGCAGCUGAAGAUCAAUCCAGCGGCUGGCAUUGAGCUUCCCCGCAAAAGGUUCAGCAUCGAGCUCUGGGUUAAGCCAGAAGGAGGGCAGAACAGCCCAGCCAUCAUUGCAGGAGUGUUUGACAACUGUUCUCACCCUCUGAAUGAGAAAGGGUGGUCAGUUGGUAUUCAGACAUCUGAGCCAGGUGGGAGAAAAGAUGGCAGGUAUUUCUUUUCCCUCUGCACGGACCGCAACCCCAGAGCCACCACUAUCAGAGGCCACCAGCACUAUCGUCCGAACAUCUGGACUCAUUUGUUGGCCACCUACGACGGCAACAGGAUGGCCCUGUAUGUGGACGGGGCGAAGGUAGGGGAGAGCAGCCAUCAGACCGGCGCUCUGUACAGCCCCUUCAUGAGGACCUGUCGAAUGUUCUUCCUGGGUGGGGACCAGGCGGACUCCAGGCACAGUUUCCGGGGGCACGUGGGUGGCGUGCGCCUGUGGGGUCACCCGCGCGCCCAUGAGACGCUGCUCGCCGGGAACAGCCAGAAGGAGAGGCAGAGCCCACUGCUUGCCACCUGGGAGGACUUUACUCGCGCUGAUCAGUGGUGGCUACCCUACAAGGACGGGCACUAUCCGGCCGUGCUGGCCACGCCCCAUCCCGAGCACGAGCUCGUCUCGGCCUUCCUGCCCCCGCCGUGCGGCCUGACCAUCUGCGACAACAAGGAUGUCGUCCUAAGCUACGGCGAGCACUGGCAGCUUCGCGCGGAGAAGCACAUCCGUUACCGCGUGGUCAACGUGUGUGAUGACGAUGGCAGCCACCCUACCGUUUCUGCCAUCCAGAUCCAACGGCAGCACCGGGCCCUGGCUGCGGCGUUCCGGCCUUACAACCUGACCCUGGAGCUCAGCGUGCACACCGUGCACAACUCCUCCCUGCGCCAGCGCUUUAUCCUGGGCAGCUGUCUCAACGCCAAGAUCGGGAACAAGCACUGUGACCCUGAGUGUGACCACCGACUGACCGGCCACGACGGCGGCGACUGUCUGCGCCAGCGGCCCUGCUACCCCUGGAGGCGGCGGGAUGGGGAGUGCAACAUGGAGUGCAACAACGUGGACAAUGAGUACGAUGACGGAGACUGCUGUGACCCAGACAUCACUGAUGUGGCCAAGACCUGUUUUGACCCUGAGUCUUCGUACAGGGCUUACCUGAGUGUCAGAGAGCUGAGAGACCUGCUUCAUCUGAACAGCUCCAAGACACUCAAUGUCUUCUUUGCCAACAACUCAGCCCGCGAGGAGCUGGCCGGCGCAGCCACCUGGCCCUGGGCGAAGGAGGCCCUCACCCAUCAGGGUGGCAUGAUUCUAAACCCCUCUUACUAUGGCACUGUGGGGCACAAUAACACCAUGAUCCACGAGAUGGGCCACAUCUUCGGGCUCUACCACGUUUUCAAAGGCGUCAGCGAGCGGGAGUCAUGCGAUGACCCCUGCCAAGAGAUCGAGGCGUCCAUGGAGACGGGCGACUUGUGUGCCGACACAGCACCCACCCCUAAGUCCAAGGCUUGCCGCGAUCCAGACCCAGUCAAUGACACCUGUGGCUUGACCCACUAUUACAACACACCGUACAGCAACUACAUGAGCUACACAGAUGAUAACUGCACCAAUCACUUCACACCCAAUCAAGUGGCGAGGAUGCACUGCUACGUAGAUUUAAUCUACCGAAGUUGGGUUGAGGACCGAAAACCCGCCCCAGUUCCUCUUGCACCAAUGGUGGUUGGCCAGACAGGAGACUCAGUCUCAAUCCACUGGCUGUCUCCAAUCAGUGGUCCACUCUAUCAGAGGGAGGGUGAUGUGAACUGCCAGAGAUGUGAUGAGGAUGGGGUCCUUUAUCAGUAUGCCCACGAAGCUUCGUCCCCUCACGCAUGCGACACCUCCGGGUACUGGACGCCCGAAGAAGCUGUUGGUGCCCCUGAUGUGUACCAGCCGUGUGAGCCCAGCAUGCAGACCUGGAGUCCUGAGGUGAGCCUGUAUGAUGCCAACAUGACCUCACCCUGUCCCCUGGGCGAGGGCUGCGUGCUGGAGCUCCUCUUCCUCCACCCCGUUGUCCCUGACAGCCUGACCGUCUGGGUCACCUACAUCUCAGCCAGUAAUCCAGCCAUAUCUGAUAUAGAGUUCAUCCUGGAGACUGGCGAGACGCUCCACAUGGGCCCUCACAGUGUCCUCUGUGACGUCCCUCUCACGCUCCGAGUGCACACCAGUAAGAGAGUGGCCACCGUCAAGAUCCACACCUUCGACAAGAAGAUGGAGAUCGAUGCCAUGUUGCUGACCUCGCGGCCCCGCAACGCACUCUGCUCCAGCUGCCAGCCUCUGCGCUACCGGCUCCACAGGACGCCGGCCUUCACGAGGGAGCGAGGCCCCGUGCACCUGAGUCAGCUGACCUACACAGACAGGGAUGUGGUGAGGGGUUUGCAGUACCAGUACCGGGUGCAGGUGGAUGCUGAUGGCAGACUGAGCGAGCUCUCCCCACCGUUGCUCUACAGCCACCCCCAGCCCUUCUGUGGGGACGGCCUGCUGCAAGGGAUGGAGAGGUGUGAUGAUGGGAAUCUCUUGGAUGGAGACGGCUGCUCGAAAAUAUGCCUGAUGGAGCCAGGCUUCAACUGUGAAGGUCAGCCGAGCCUGUGCUACGUCUUUGAGGGCGAUGGCGUGUGUGAGGAGUUCGAGAAGGGCUCCAGUGUGCAGGACUGCGGCUACUUCACGCCCGUCGGCUACACGGACCAGUGGGCCUCCGCUGCCUGGGCGUCCCACCAUGACCAGCGAUGCCCAGCCGCUGCAGCCACGGGGGAACCGUCUAUCUCCCAGAUGUGCAAGUCCCAGACUAUGGACGUAGACAACGCAGUAACACAAGAGGCAUGGGUUCCAUGCACAGCUCCGUCCCAGAUGGGCAGCUACUAUGAGCAGCAGCAGCAGCAGCAGCCCGUGUGGCUCAAGGUUGGAUUCGAGCAGCCGGGGGUGGCAGCCUCCGUUAUCGUCUAUCUGACGUCCGACGGAGGUUGGCAUGGCGACCAUUGCAGGAGUACCGUCUCCAUUCAGCUGUGUGACACUAAUGGGAAAAACCAUUCGCUCGGUGACUUUGAGCUGUCGUGCCAGCAUAACCCCCUGGUGGUGAACGUGACUCAUAACCUGAGCGCGCCCUUCUUCCUGACCUCGGCCGUGCUGCUCAACUUCUCGUCGGCGCUCGUGGGCGUGACGGGCGUGGCCCUGCGCACCUCCUGUCUCUUCAGCGCCUUUGCCCUGACUGGGUGUGCGCGCAGACCCUGUGGCAUGGACAGCUGCAGGCCAUUGCAGAUCGAGCACGCUUUCGUUACAUGCACCGCCGGGACCGAUGUGACCCGCUGCUCGGUCCUCUGCCACCACGGCUACACGCUCGGCGUCCUCAGCGGCAAAGGCCUUCCAUCCCAUCAGCGAGCCAUCAAUGUGAGCUGCAGUCAUGGCGUGUGGGAGCGGGUGGUUACGUGCCAGGCGGUGGACUGUGGGCUGCCCGAUCAGUCGCACGUCUUUUUUGCUACCUUCUCAUGUCCGUCAGGCACAACGUUUGGAAAGCAGUGCUCCUUCUCCUGCAAAGCCCCUGCUAUUUUACAAGGGGACAGUGAUACAUUGGUAUGUUUGGAGGAUGGCCUUUGGUCCUACCCUGAAGCCUACUGUAAGACAGAGUGUCCAGAUCCUCCAGUGGUGCCCAAUGCCAGACUCCUGGUGCCCGAGUGUGAUGGUAGUGGCCACGACGUGGGGACAGUCUGCCGUUACAAAUGCAUCCCUGGAUAUUAUGUGUCCGACAGUCUAAAUAAGAAAAUAAGAAAGAGGUUUCUGAAGCUGGAGUGUCUGGAGGGCGGCCGAUGGGAGACGGGCAGCUGCGUCCCGGUCUCGUGCCCUGUGCUGCCCGCCAUGUUCGAGGGCAUGUACACCUGCACCAACGGGCUGGACUUUGACACGGUCUGCACUCUCCACUGUCCCGGACUCGCAGAGAAGCACUCGAUUCGCUGCACAAAAGACGGGCGAUGGACGGAGGACUUGCACAUGUGCAAAAAUAUCGAGGGCGAUUGUCUUCCGCCAGCUGACCUCAACUUGGUGGAGUACAUGUGUGAAGAUGGCUACAGUAUUGGUGCUGUUUGCUACCCAACAUGCAUUGUGGCCUUGAGCGACCCAGUGGUGUUGACCAAUGGGACCACUGCUGACACAGUCAAGCACUGGAUGCUACCCAGCAAAGUUGAGAGUAUUGUCUGCACUGGUAUGAAGAAAUGGUACCCAGAUCCCAAGAGCAUCCAUUGUAUUCAGUCCUGUGAGCCAUUCGGAGGCGACGGCUGGUGUGAUACCAUCAACAACCGGGCAUACUGUCAGUAUGACGGCGGAGACUGCUGUCCUUCAACGCUUUCCACCGGAAAGGUCAUUCAGUUUGGAGUGGACUGUGAUCAUGAUGAAUGCACUUGCCGCGAUCCUGAGGUAGAGGAGAACAAGAACAAAGGCAAACCAACAGACCCAGGACAGCUUUGAGUGAUGGGAAAAGAUUUACUGUAUAUGGACAGCUCCAAUGAGACAAAAAGAACUCGCAGAUGGGCAAUACAAAUGAACUCUGUCAUGUUCUCAUCACAGAAUGGCAUGGUGAUCAUGUUGUAGCCAAAAGCAGUAUAUCAAGUAGCAGGUGCUUCAGAAGUGCACAUAAAGUUAUACUAAUCUAUAAAAACCUUCACUAAUAUAUUUUGGACAAUCUCUAACAUAGAAGUAGGUGUAGAUGUAAAAGAUUAUUUUAACAUCAUAUCACACAACAAUGUAUGUCCUUUAUCCUUAUGGAACAAUUUGCAAACAUGCUAGUUAGAUGAAUAUGUAAGGUACAUCUGAUUUCAGAGGUUUUAUACAAAUAUUAAGUACAUUUAUGAGAGUACUAGCUUGUUUUGUGUCCUAUCGAAAUAUCAAUAAAUUUAUCUGAAGCACA